CUGUUUCUCUCUCUCUCUAGUAUUCUCAGAAAGGUGUCUCAGAGUUCUUGUUUACUCAACCUCUUCAAAAACCAUUUUAGUCACCCAGAUUUUCUCUCAUAACCCAAAAAAAUAAAGUUACAAUGAUUAAAAAAGCCACCACAGCCUUCAUAGCCAUAGCCACCUCUCUCUCCUUCCUCUUCCUUUCAUCCCCUCCAAAAUCCUCCUAUCAUAACCUACUCCUAUCCAUAUCAGACAAUACCUCAAUAUCACAACACCUCUUCACCCUCACUCGCCGGCCCCAUGUCGCCGGCUCCCAAGCAAACGCCGAAGCUGCAGCCUAUGUGCUAUCCACUCUUACUUCCUGCAACAUCCGCACGCACAUAGCAUCCUUUGAUGUGCUCCUCACUUACCCUGUUUCGCGUUCCUUGAUGCUAACGAGCCAACCACCAGACCCUCCCAUCUCACUUGAUCUCCAACAAAAAACCUAUGAUGGUGAUCCAUAUGCCGACGUAGCUAAUGAAGUUCUACCAACCUUUCACGGAUAUGCAAAAUCAGGUACCGUGUCUGGACCGGUAGUUUAUGUGAAUUAUGGGCGCGUGGAAGACUAUGCAACAUUGAAGGAAAUGGGAGUGAAUAUGUCCGGCACUGUUGCACUAGCAAAAUAUGGACAGAUAUUUAGAGGGGACAUUGUGGCGAAUGCUUAUGAUGCAGGUGCUGUAGGGGUAUUAAUCUAUACAGAUAGGAAGGACUACGGGGGCGGGGGAGGUAGUGCAAAGUGGUUUCCUGAUGACAAGUGGAUGCCGCCAAGUGGAGUCCAGGUGGGAUCAGUGUUUCGUGGGACUGGUGAUCCUACCACACCCGGUUGGCCUAGUUCCCGGGCAUGCGAGAGGCUAUCAGAUGAUGAGGUGGAACAAAGAGAUGAUGUUCCACACAUCCCUUCAUUGCCAGUGUCCUGGGCGAAUAGUGAUGCAAUCAUGAGAUCUAUAGGUGGGCCCAUAGCCAGUGAUGAUUGGCAAGGAGGCAUUGAUGCACCAGUUUACAGAGUUGGACCAGGACCUGGAAUUUUAGAGCUUAGUUAUAUGGGAAAACAAGUUAUAAGCACAAUUGAGAAUGUUAUUGGCAUUAUUGAAGGAGCAGAAGAACCUGACCGAUUUGUGAUUCUGGGUAACCAUCGGGAUGCAUGGACAUUUGGAGCUGUUGAUCCUAACAGUGGCACUGCAUCCAUGCUUGAGGUUGCACAAAGGCUAGGUAAGCUGCAGAAAAGAGGCUGGAAACCACGACGAACAAUUGUCUUUUGCAAUUGGGACGCUGAGGAGUAUGGCCUGAUAGGAUCUACAGAAUGGGUUGAAGAAAACAGGGAAAUGAUAGCUUCAAGAGUAGUUGCUUAUUUGAAUGUUGAUUCUGCAGUAGAUGAUGCAGGUUUCUACGCCUCUGCAACUCCACAGCUUGAUGAACUACUCAAACAAGCCGCCCAACAGGUUCAAGACCCAGAUAACUCAUCACAAACAAUCUACGACACCUGGUUUGGCUCUAGCAAUAAUUCCUUGAUUGGAAGGUUAGGAGGUGGGGGAUCAGAUUAUGCAGCCUUUGUACAACAUAUUGGUGUUCCCUCAGCUGAUAUGUCUUUUGGCAAAGGUUACCCAGUCUACCACUCAAUGUAUGACGACUUUAUCUGGAUGAAGAAAUUUGGUGACCCUUUGUUUCAUAGGCAUGUAGCAGUGGCAAGCAUUUGGGGUUUAGUAGCUCUCCGACUUGCAGAUGAGGAAUUUUUGCCUUUUGAUUAUCUCUCCUAUGCACAUGAGCUCCAGGGAAGUGCAGAAGAGUUAAAAGGUGAGGUAUCGAAUAAGGGCAUUAACGUUAUUCCCUUGUUCAAGUCUAUUGAGGAGCUCAGAAAGGCAGCCACCAAAAUAAAUAACCAGAGAAAGGCAAUGAAAGAAAACAACGGUUGGGCAAUGAUGUGGAAAAAGGACACUUGGAAAGUGAGAGAGUUGAAUGACAGAUUAAUGAUGGCAGAGCGAGCAUUCACAGAUAGAGAAGGAAUCUCUGGAAGGCCAUGGCACAAGCAUUUGAUUUAUGCGCCAUCAAACCACAAUGAUUAUGGAUCUAAAUCCUUCCCUGGGAUUGAUGAUGCAAUUGAAGACGCCAAGAGUCUUAACACAACAGAGUCCUGGCGUUUAGUACAACAUGAAGUUUGGAGAGUUUCUAGAGUUAUAACACAUGCAUCACUAGUCCUCAAUGGUGAAUUGACGUGAACAUGGCAAUGUAUCAACCUACAUGUUCGUUCAUAUAUUUCAAGUUAAGGUUUAAAGACCCAAAUUGCUUAUAUGUUCCACAAAUUCUAAUAAUACUAUAGCUUUUCUAGUAAGUUUUUCUCCAGAACAUUGAUAUGCCCCAGACCCUAAGACAAAAUUGUCAAACAAUUUACUGACAGCAAAGGGAAGUUCCAAGCAAAUUGUCAAGCAUGGACCAGAUCUGAACUUCCUUGGAUUGAUCCAGAACCCUGAUUGUUGGUCACAAAUUAAAUAAGUCGAAGGGUACAACCAAUAUGAAGAAGUGACAUUGUACAGAGUAACAAGUUUGACAAGUAAGGUGAACCAAUGGAUUUUUGAGAAAGGUGAUGAAGUGAAGGAUUGAUUUUACACUGUAUUGGAAGUUUAAAUAACCUUUUUUUCUUUAGGUAAAAAUCACACAUACCUUGGACAUAUGAUAAAAAUACACAAACACCUCUGACAUUUCUAAUAUAUUACUCAUUGACAUUUGGAAA
Messenger RNA from Camellia sinensis, 2746 nucleotides. RefSeq names its product Peptidase M28 family protein. NCBI's taxonomy places the organism in Eukaryota, Viridiplantae, Streptophyta, Magnoliopsida, Ericales, Theaceae. Gene Ontology annotation, molecular function: carboxypeptidase activity. The record is from RefSeq and is a predicted model, not a curated record.